Molecule: messenger RNA, 2088 nt
Organism: Aureobasidium pullulans EXF-150
Lineage: Eukaryota; Fungi; Ascomycota; Dothideomycetes; Dothideales; Saccotheciaceae
Exons: 2
Coding region: 1-2088 (695 amino acids)
Source: RefSeq, a predicted model, not a curated record
AUGCCGCAAAGGCACGAGACGACGCCUCCAUGGGGCAAGAAGCGCAAGCGCGAGCUCUCUUCCUCUCCUUCACCACCACCCGACGACUUCGUACCACGAGACUACGAGGAGAUCAAACGACUCAAGACAGAAGAUGAGGCUCUUCCACCCUGGUCAAGGCACAGUGAUCCUCUUAGUCCGAGUUCACUCUCUUCCUCGGCAGUAUGGAGAAGCUCUAAGAAUGACGACCUCACAAAGGCUGUGAAGACCAUGUUCGACUGGACUCGAUCCGACGAACCAGUCGAAGAGUCGAUUCUUCAUAUGAAGCGCAUCGUCAACCUCUGUCAAGAUGAAGCAUCUGGCGUGAAGAAGUGGAAGACGGUCAUCGCAACAUACCAGUCUCUCGGAGCCACGUCAGAAGAUGUCAACGACCUGAUCGAGGCGCGUGAGCCUUUCUGGACACAAACACGGGUGCGCCAUGUAUCGACUACCAUAGCGACACCUAGAGCUCUAGCAGACUCGAUACGCUCCAUGGUCGAAGAGAGUGAGAGGAACAACGGCCGAUAUCUCGACAGGGAGCUCAAGGAUCAAUUGAUGAAGGCCGUUGAUCGCGUCUUUCCUCGCGCGCCACCUGUGCUUCUCAAUGCUCAAUCUCCAUCGUUUACACCUGCAGGUCCCUCUGCACCUGCACCUGCGCCUUCUUUCAGUGGACAUGGCGUUGUUCCUGAAAAAGAUCCCGCAUCCGGGCAAUACCAAGCGCCAGUCGCACAGAUGGCCAGAAACAACGAACCGGCUCCUGCCUCACUUCCACCGCCUAGUUCAAUCGGCCAUCAACAAGCUCACUUAGCUCCGCCGACAGAUCCGCGCCUCAUGUCGAGACGACCAGGUUGGGCACCGUCCUCAGACUCCGACUCAAAGCCUCGAGCUGCAAGUCUUAGCAAGCCACGAACUGAUAGCCUUACCGAAUUGUCCUCAAGAAAGUCUUCGGCCGCAACCCUCGUUUUGGCAAGUCCCGCCGAGCCGUCUCAAACGGUGCAACAUCCAUCACAUAAGCGGCCAUCUUUACACAAGGGGUCCUCUCAGCACUUGCGAUCUCCAAGUCCUGAGCCGUCUCAGGUCAUAAAGCCGAAACGUCCUACUCGCUGGGCCACUGAAGCUGUGAAACCCGUGGGCAUUGAACCUCUACGCGACCAAAGACCACCAAGCCCUUCGGCAUCGCCAAAAUCAGCAACCACCGCAGCACUUCCUAUCCAGUUCAGACUCGCUACUGGCUCCAAUUCUGCGCCGUUACGCCCACGACCCCAUCUUGGACUAGAUGUCGAAGUUGCGCGCAAAACUAUCGACAAAAAUGUGUUCGCUACACCGUCUUCUGCUUCGUCAGAAAGUCGCAGAUGCUCUGCUCACAAUCUCCAGCCUCCGACACGCCCGCGUAGUCUGCCCCUGUUCCAGGCUAGGAUCAUGCCUAAAGAGCCCCUGAAUAGUCAGGCGCAGCAAAAGUUGGAAAUCAUGAAAGCUUGCGAUUACAAGGGUGUGCCUGCUCAGGAGACAACGCCUUGUCCCUCAAAGGAUGGUUCGUGGGUGCUGCACUUCAAAGACAUAAGAGACCUGCGCACUUCACUCGGCAGAUUGAUCAUUCUACGCGAUAUCAGCAUACCUGUGCUUACGUACGCACCCGGCCAGUCAUUUCAAAUGUUCGCCAUGUUCACGAAGCCCGGAGUGAUAACGUCAAGCUUCGACAUCGACAUCAUCAACACACUUGCUCGCACCUUCCGUCCUAGAAAAUUCACCAUGCGCAGGCAAAUGAUAUGGAAUGGCUCGAGAAAGUACAAGUUUCUCAAAUGGCUAGUAAUCUUCGAAGAGCCCCUUGAUCGAGAAAAUUUCAACUUGGACGUGACGACAGCUGGAUUCAGAGACACAUUGGAGUUCUUCGGUUUAUCUUCCUCCGAUGACUUUCAGCGUUGUUGGGUGUGUUCCAACGGCAAUCAUGUUACAGCUUAUUGCAGCUUUCUCGAGAGCAUCGAACCUCCUCAUGGACAUGAUCAGUUCUUGACUACAAUCCCUCGGCUGAUGGAUAGAGCCAUCUCUGCAUCAGACAGGGAUGAUUGUUGA